Amoebophrya sp. A25 is the source of this 2652-nucleotide messenger RNA. The record is from the annotation of a GenBank genome assembly. Lineage: Eukaryota; Dinophyceae; Syndiniales; Amoebophryaceae.
AUUGGCCCCAACUACGACGACGCUUUGAACUUCUUCUUCAUCAACCGGCUGCAUUGGACAGCCCAAUUUCUGGGUGGCAUUCAGCUGGCGCAUCACGCGGCGAAAGUGGUCGGCAUGGGAGCAUAUCGAGCGUUCAGCUUACACCGUUUCCCAGUGCAGACGCUGCACAUGACGUCAGUUUUGAUAUCAGGGGCAUUGUUUAUGUUAUGAGAUGGAUCUCUGGAUUUAUUGAUGGUCCUAAGCAACCACCCCCGCUAGAUUCUGAUGCUAUGAAUAUGACCGAGCCAGCAGUCUCUUGUGCUAUAUCUAGAAGACUCGUUUCGAUUUGCAUUGAUUGUAGUUCAAAUUUCAUCGUCACCCCCCUCCCUCACAUUAGAACUUACUAAUCAUAAUACUUCUUCUUCUCGUUGUAGUAGUCCCACCUUCCUAUGAAUGUCUUAUUCUUUCCCUCAAUGAUAACUACGAAGGUGGAUGAUACUCUUCGAAGAUGCAAACAAUAGUAUCAUAAAUACAAAUAUAUACCCCUUUCUUCAUCCCUCCUUCCCGCGUUGAUCACGACCGGUGCUUAUAUCCCGCUAGGGUUAAAUCCGAAGGUGUUGUUAAGGCUCAACUUUCAUUCGUCAUCAUUUAGAUUGCAUUUAGAUUGGUCACUGAAAUCGAAGAGGGGCCCCCUUGCGAGAACACACAGGGGAAAACUAAGGGAAAACAAGUCGAGACAUGCGGGGCCCCUGGCGUUCAGAGUCACUGACCAAUGAGUGAUGACCUUUAAUGUUGGCACUUACGGGCGAAGUGUUGCGGGACGCCAUUGGCUGGUUUCUGAUGAUGCCAUUGUUCACAGACAUGGUGAAAAGAUUUGCGCCUAAAGUUAAGGGUAACAUCUUUGAGAGGAAUUUCUGCGACAGGGGCCUCAGGGUCGUUGAUACCUGGCGGUGAACAAGUUGUAGUACAGCCGGCUGUUGGCACUGACAUCUCUGCUCUCUAGUAGAAGAUGGUUGGAAGGUGAAUCUCUAUUACUUAGCAUCCCUAUGACAUAUUUUUUUGCUUGAGAGAAUAUAGAGAUCACUAUUAGCAUCUCUAUGGUUUCUUCAAGCACGAAAGCCAUAGAUCAGAUGCGAGCUAGAACGGUCAACUUUCAACCCCUAAUAGAGGCAGGGAAGCUUCUACCUUUGCCAUGAUGAGUUUUCUUCCGACUGCAGCAAAAUUCAUCAAUAAAUUAAGGCUUAUUGCGAUUUUGAUCCCGUAAUUUAAAUUCUAGAUCUUUCUAGUGGUACGUAGUUUGUUCAUAAAUUGAAGAGCAAGAGCAUCUUUGACUCUGAUGCUUCUACUUACUUUUUGAAAGUUUUUAGACAACUUAUUCCGGUUUGAAUUACUUUGUAGAUCAACAUUUCCGGAAUUACCGAGACUGCGUAAGAAAGCUCUAAGGAAAGCAGUUAGCUCUGGUUGCAUUGAGCUGUUGGGGAUCACGGCGACGAACUUCGAUCAUAUCACGUUGUUCAUCUGCAUGGUGUCUGCGUCGAAUUUUCUUCCUUGUGCUCUGGUUGCAGCAGGCGUUUUGCGGUACUACGAUAACACCUUAUUAAGGGCAACAUCAUCUUUGACAGGGAUUUCUGCGACAGGAGGAGCCUCAGGGUCGUUGAUACCUGGCGUUGAACAAGAUGUAGCACAGCCGGCUGCUGGUGCUGGAGCUGCUGGAGGGCAGCAAGAUGUUGCACAGCAGAAGAAAAUCGAGAGUGCCACAACUUCUCCAAACCCUCUAGAAGUAGGACCACAAGCAUCUUCACCUUCAUCACCUACCUCACCAGCACACUGUCAUCAAGUGGAAGCAAACUCAAGCUUAAUAAACACAACACCCCAACAAGGAGCGCAAGCUGCAGCACUCACGUUGGCUGCACCCCACGAACGACUUCCUGAACCUUCUGAGGAUGAAUACGAAGCCGAUCCAGCUUACUCUCCAGGUCAGCUGCAGCCUCCAACCACGCCUGCACGCUCAAUGGGCGUAGAAGAAGCAUCGACUGCUAGUGAAAAUGGAGGAAACUACUGAUGACGAGUAUGAGUAACAAGAUAGAAAUUAUAAUAGUAGUCUAGCUCCUCUAGUACGCUGUUGUACUUCCGUAAGUAUCAGUAUGUUUUUUCAAAAAUUUGAUAGUAUCACGUAGAUAGUCGGUCGUCUUUCAAUCAUAUGCAAAACCCAUUCCAAGAACUAUGUCAUUAAUUUCCAAGAAUCCUGGGUUGUAACAUCCAUGUUAUCUUCUCGCUUUCGACACAAAUCCAGCCACCAUAGAUCAUCGUAGUCCGUCUUCUUAGUGGUUUCUGUUCUUUCUCUUCUUCACCUCUUCCUUCAGUCACCUUCUUUAUCACAAUUUUAUCCGUGUUUAAACAUUCAUGUUCAUCUUGUUGUUGAGAUGAAGUAGCGCCUGCAGAAGUUGUUCAGGUCCUGGUGAGUGUAGAAGUUGUUGAGAUGAAAGAAUACACAGUCUCUCUCUCUCGCCCCCCACAGUCUCUCUCAUCUGCACAGAGGUGUGGACUCUCUUCAGGAGUCUCUGGACAGAAGUGUAAUGCACUCUUUUCAGGAGCUGCCUCGUCACGGUACUACGGAACACCUAUCCUUUGAGAAAGUUGUGCCUGGGUCUAUAUUCCUCGCGAUACGAACAU